GCCGCCGCCGCCGUGUCCCCGCGCCUCCAAGAUGCCCGGGCAGCGGCGGGAAGGCUCCCGCGGGCCGCCGGUACGUACGGGCACCGGGACGGGCGGGGGCACCGGGGCGGGCCGCGCCGCGCCGGGGGGGCUCCCGCGGGCCGCCGGUUCCUGACAGCUUUCCCUGGUUUUUGAUGCUGAAUCAGGAUUGUGUUAACUAAAGAUGGAAACACUGGAGUCAGAACUGACCUGCCCAAUCUGUCUGGAGUUAUUUGAGGACCCCCUUCUGCUGCCCUGUGCCCACAGCCUCUGCUUCAGCUGUGCCCACCGCAUUCUGGUGUCCAGCUGCUCCUCCAGUGAGUCCAUUGAGCCCAUCACCGCCUUCCAGUGCCCAACCUGCCGCUAUGUCAUCUCCCUCAACCACCGCGGCCUGGAGGGCCUCAAGAGGAAUGUGACCUUGCAGAACAUCAUCGACCGCUUCCAGAAGGCGUCCCUGAGCGGCCCCAACUCCCCCAGCGAGAGCCGCCGCGAGAGGACCUAUCGCAACAGCCCUACCAUGUCCGUGGCCAGUGAGAGGAUCGCCUGCCAGUUCUGCGAGCAGGAUCCGCCCCGUGACGCCAUCAAGACCUGCAUCACCUGCGAGGUGUCCUACUGUGACCGCUGCCUGCGGGCCACCCACCCCAACAAGAAGCCCUUCACCAGCCACCGGCUGGUGGAGCCCGUGCCUGACACGCACUUCCGCGGACUGACGUGCCUGGAGCAUGAGAACGAGAAGGUGAACAUGUACUGUGUUGCUGAUGACCAGCUCAUCUGUGCCUUAUGUAAACUGGUUGGCCGCCACCGGGACCACCAAGUGGCAUCGCUCAGUGAUCGCUUUGAGAAGCUGAAGCAAACCCUGGAGACAAAUCUCACCAACCUGGUUAAACGCAACAGCGAACUGGAAAACCAGAUGGCCAAGCUGAUACAGAUCUGCCAGCAAGUGGAGGUGAACACAGCCAUGCACGAGGCCAAGCUGAUGGAGGAGUGUGAUGAGCUGAUGGAGAUCAUCCGCCAGCGAAAGCAGGUCAUCGCUGUCAAGAUCAAGGAGACAAAGGUGAUGAAGCUGCGGAAGCUGGCCCAGCAGGUUGCCAACUGCCGGCAGUGCCUGGAGCGCUCCACAGUCCUCAUCAACCAGGCUGAGCACAUCCUGAAGGAGAACGACCACGCACGGUUCCUGCAGACUGCCAGGAAUGUGGCUGAGAGGGUCGCCAUGGCAACUGCAUCCUCGCAAGUCCUGAUACCAGAUAUCAAUUUUAAUGAUGCCUUUGAAAACUUUGCUUUAGAUUUUUCCAGAGAGAAGAAGCUGCUGGAGGGGCUGGAUUAUCUAACAGCACCAAACCCACCGUCAGUCCGUGAGGAGCUCUGCACGGCCUCCCAUGACACCAUCACCGUGCACUGGAUCUCCGAGGAUGAGUUCAGCGUCAGCUCCUACGAGCUCCAGUACACCAUCUUCACUGGCCAGGCCAACUUCAUCAGUCUGUACAACUCCAUGGACAGCUGGAUGAUCGUCCCCAACAUCAAGCAGAACCACUACACAGUGCACGGGCUGCAGAGUGGCACUCGCUACAUCUUCCUGGUGAAGGCCAUCAACCAGGCGGGCAGCCGGAACAGCGAGCCCGCCCGCCUCAAGACCAACAGUCAGCCAUUUAAGCUGGACCCCAAGAUGGCUCACAAGAAGCUGAAGAUCUCCAAUGACGGGCUGCAAAUGGAGAAGGACGAGAGCUCCUUGAAGAAGAGCCACACGCCGGAGAGGUUCAGCGGGACAGGCUGCUACGGCGCAGCCGGCAACGUCUUCAUCGACAGCGGCUGCCACUACUGGGAGGUGGUGGUGGGAUCCUCCACCUGGUAUGCCAUUGGCGUGGCUUACAAGUCCGCCCCCAAAAACGAGUGGAUCGGGAAGAACUCCUCUUCUUGGGUCUUCUCCCGCUGCAACAACAACUUUGUGGUGCGGCACAACAACAAGGAGAUGCUGGUGGAGGUGCACCCACAGAUGAAGCGCCUUGGUAUCCUCCUGGACUACGACAACAACGCACUCUCCUUCUACGACCCGGCCAACUCCCUCCACCUCCACACCUUUGAAGUCUCCUUCAUCCUGCCAGUGUGUCCCACCUUCACCAUCUGGAACAAAUCCCUGAUGAUCCUCUCAGGGCUGCCUGCCCCAGAUUUCAUCGAUUACCCUGAGCAGCAGGAGUGUAACUGCCGGCCCCAGGAGUCCCCGUAUGUGUCAGGAAUGAAAGCCUGUCACUAGGCUGCCCAGGCCUGCCCAUGCCCUGUGGCAGCACUGGCCAGGCCAGUGGGUGCAGGUGGCCAGAGCUGCCCGCUGGCAGCCAUGCCGGAGAGCCGCUGUGGCACCCGAGCAAUUGAGCACCAUCCACACCCAGCUCCAUCUUACUUUAAUGGAAACGUGGAAGAACCUCAAGCCACGUCUGGGAAUGAACUGCUGUUGGUGAGCUCCAGAGUGCACAAGAGUGGCUGGAGCAGCUCUUUGGCGGUGGCUUCCAUCUCUCCCCAAGAAGAUUGUCACCUGGAUGGUUCUGUCUUCCCUUGGGAGCUGGAAAGGCUAGGGCGGGCUUCAGAGUGACCUGAGGUGCCAUGGUGGUCAAGGAAUGGCUCGUGUGUACCCUGAGGGGCAGGUUGGGACAGGAGGGAUGGGCUCUGGAGCCUGCUGACAGGUGGUGUGGGGACCCAGAGCACUGAGCAGCACUUUUCAGGGAGGACUUUCCAUGUGGCUGAGGCUCGGUAGCUUCCCUGGUGGAAUGUAUAAGGCUUGGAGCCCUCAGGCUCUGUGAGCACUGGCAGUGGGUGUGUGGUGGGUGGUGGUCCCGUGGAGAGAGGGUGGUGGUCUGUGGGAGUGAAGAUGGCACUCGGGGUGUCCCCAGUGGCUGUCUGUGCUGCAGAUGGCAUGCUCCUGAUACAUAUUUGGGGUCCUGCAGUGGAGAGCCACAGACCCCCAGCCCACCAUCUCCUCCUUUGAGAGCUUCCCAGUAACUGUGGAGGCCUGCAUCCUUGAGGAGCUUUGGCCCCUGGCACAGAGAUUUGGCAGCUGCUCCUUCCUGAUGUGGGCUCUGGCCAGCAGUGCCCUGCUCCACAGAGGCCUCCCUUAGUCUCCUGUCUGGUGUCCCAGCAGCAAAAACUCAUCUUCCUGCUCUGAGCCCUCAGUAGAGUCCUGCUCAAAAACCACCUCUAUGCUCUAUGACUCAAUCUCAAUUUAUGACCUCAAAUGUUGACUUCUGUUUUUUUCUCCACUAUGCCAGGGAAUUGGACUGGGUGCAUUUUAAAGAUCCCUUCCAACCCAAACUAUUCCAUGAUUCUGUGGUGAGGUGAGUGUGGAGCCGUCCUGGUUACUCUGUGGCAAAGGACUGAGUCUGGCUCAGAGGCUCAGAGACCCUGGUUACUGGGAGCUCUUUGGCUGUCCACCAGUAUUCCCAGUAACCACAACCAUCAAGUCCCCUGGCCAAGCUCCAGUCUCCAGAUUCAUUUUAAGAGGCCAGGAGGAGCUGGGCUGGCGCUGCUUUUCAAAUCUGAUUCCUUCUGUGAGAGGGUAACCCACCUGAAAGCCAAGAGAUGGAAUCUUUUUGGACUUUAGCAGGCUUUUGACACAGUCUCUCACAGGAUCCUUCUGGACAAAAUGUCCAGCCCACAGCUGGAUAAACACAUCAUGGGGUGGGUGAGCAACUGGCUCACGGGUCAGGCACAAAGGGUGACAUCAGGCUGGCACAAGUCACUUGUGGGGUUCUGCAGGGCUCCAUCCUCAGCCCUGUGCUUUUCAACAUCUUCAUUAACAACCUGGAUGCAGGACUGGAAAGAAUAAUAAGUCAGUUUGCUGACAGCACUCAGCUGGGAUGAGCUGUCAACUCUCUGAAGGACAGGGAGGCCCUGCAGAGAGACCCAGGAAAAUUGGACAGAUGGGGAAUCACCAACUAUGUGAAGUUUAACAAGGGAAGGUCAUGGAUUCUGUGCCUGGGAUGGGGCAACCCUGAUUGUGUGUAUGAACUGGGGAACAAGAGGCUGUGGAGCAGCUGUGGAAGGGCUCUGGGGGUCCUGGUCCAUGGCCGUUUGGAUCUCAGUCAGCCAGGAGGGAAAUCCAUGUCCUGGGGGGCAUCAGGCCAAGGAGGGGAUUGUCGUGCUCUGCUCUGGGCUGAGGCAGCCUUACCCUGAGCUCUGAGGGCAGUUUUGCACACCACAAUUUAAAGGCAUGAAGCUAUUAUAGAGUGUACAGAGAAAGGCUGUGAGAACAGAGAAGGGUCUGCAGAGGUCUUGUGAGGAGUGGCUGAGGUCACUUGGUUUAUUCAGCUGGAGAGGAAGAGAAGGGAGGCCUCUGUCAUCUUCAGCUCCUCCCAAGAGGGAAUGGAGGGGCAGGUACCCAUCUCUUCAUUCUUGUGACCAGUGAUAGGACUGAAGGAAAUGGCUGGAGCUGAGCCAGGGGAGGGUUAGGCUGGAUGUCAGGAAAAGGUUUUUCUCUCAGGGUGUGGUCAGGCACUGCACAGGCUCCCGAGGGAGUGGUCAUGGCUCCAAGGCUGCCAGAGCUGAAGGAGCAUUUGAACAAAACUCCCAAACAGGGUGCGAUUUUUGGGGUGUCCCAUACAGGGCCAGGAGCUGGGCUUAAUGAUCCUGAUGGGCCCUUUUCAACUCAGCCUGUUCUGUGAUUCUGAAGCCCAGGCUGUGGGAGCAAAUAGCUGGCUUGGACAGGGCGUCUGGGGCUGAUACCAUGGGGGGCUGUGGCAGAGCUCGGUUGAAUUCAUCUGGAGCCAGUUCAGAAUUCAUCUGGUGACCCCUCCUAGAAACCUGGCCAGAGGGAUGUAUGUUGGUGAGUCUGGUGGUAGCAGCUUUGCCCAGGAAGAGUGUGGAAGGGUGCCUGUUCCCCAGUAUGCCAUCCCUCCUUGUGUCUGGGCUGUGGUUUUUGGAAAAGGGAGGUGGGCAGCCCCUUGGGAAAGGAUCUGCUGCCAGCCCUGCCAAGCUUAGAGGGGUUUCCCUCUGAUACAGGCUGCUUCCCCAUGAUGUCUGGCAGGGCAAAAUGUAGGGGAUACACCCCUCUUUCUGACUCCUCCUGAGCAGAGAAGCAGCUCUGUUUGCUUCUCCCAGCCCCGGGGUGUAGGAGCUCAGGGAGGGUGCAGUGGGGGCACGUCUGCCAUCCCCCCAGCCUUGCACAUGGCCCCAUUUCACUUUGGGAGGUUAAAUCACCCUUUUAAGCUGGAUGUUUUUCAUGGGAAGGUCUCACAGAACUCCCUUCCACAUGUGCCAGUCCCAUGGGGCUGCUCAUCUUGUGUCACCUGAGGGAUGCCAGGCCCUGGAGGUGGGUGUUGGCCCUGGCAGUGCCAAAGAUGGCGCAUCAGAGACCACAAGCCCUUAGCAUGGCAUUUGCACCUGAUGAAAUUGCACUAAUUGUGGGACCCCCUGGCCCCCACACAUGUCUCGUACUUGGCCAGGUGGGAGCUGGGGAAGCCCCACACCCCAGGCAGGGGCUGAGGGCCUUUCCCAUGCACCUGCAUUGUCCUCUUGUGAUACUGAAAGGAAAGCCCACCCAAUUGUCACCAUGAUUUGGGGAGCAGCAGCCCCAUCCCUGGGCCCUCCUCAGGACAUGGAGAGGGGCUCAGAGUGCUGCUGCUGGUUCCUCUGCUCCUGGGGACACCAGUGUACAAGUUUGGGAUGUGUGGACUCCUGGCUCCCCUCAGCCUCUCCUUCCACGUGUAACAUUCCUGCUUCCCUUUUGUUUCGGGGAGGGCUGUUCUUCCUGUUGGGUUUUUCCCUUUUUGUUCAUUUUUUUGCAACUUCUUUGUUAAUGUCUGUAUAUAUAUAUAUAUAUAAAAAAAUAUAUAAUAUAAUAUAAUAUAUAUAUAUGUUACUGGGUAUGUCUGUGUGUGGGGGAGGCCAUACAGUCAGGACAGCCCGGGGAUCUUCUUGCUGGCCAUCAGAGUGUUCCCCAAACCUGCCAAAGCAUAUGGCCAAGCAUCCCCAGGAGCAGAGGGGACUUCUUGUACCACCCAGCAGCAGCUCUCCUUGUGCUGGGCUCAGCACAGCCUGGAGAGCCCGUGGGGUGGCCAGGCACAGGGUGUGCUAAAGCUCUGUCCAAAAGUAAACAAAUACUGAGCACCCUGCUUCCCGCCCCUGGAUGAUGGCACUGAGGGUGCCAACCUGCCCUUUCCCAGUCCUGGAUGGCCACAAGGAUUCUGGACAUCUCUGAGUGCCAGCCAUGUCCUCCUGGUGCUCUCGACCCCCCAGUGCCCUGAAGGGGGUGGGGGAUGAAGCCAGUGGUGGGGCCAAGCUGGUGAUGGGGCUGAGCAUUGGAUGUGACAGCCCCCUGCACAGAGCCCCUGCCAUGCACAGGGACUGGCGGCCAGCAGGGAGGAACUCGGGGGCUCCCCCUGCCAGCCCAGCCCUGAGUGUGCUUCCCUUGGGUCUCUCAGGGGCCCCACCCGGCAGGACUGAGCCCAGGGGGUGGGGACGCCCCACUGGAUCCCAGGCUGGAGUGGGGCCACUGGGCAGAAGCUGCCCAGACGGGGCAUUGGGGGCAGCCUCAUGUCAGGGAGCACAAGCUCACAAACCACCAGAAUACAGAGCCCAUUUUUGGAGCACGAGUGCCUAAAAUAUUUAUUAAGUGGAAAACAUAUGGUGCAAACCAACACUGUGGAAUUAAAUAUUUCUUGCUUUAUGCUUUUGCUCCAGGCUUUUACCUAUUAAAGAUUAAUCACUAGCACAUGGAA
Messenger RNA from Prinia subflava (tawny-flanked prinia), 6719 nucleotides. RefSeq names its product midline 2 (gene MID2). Gene Ontology annotation, cellular component: microtubule. The transcript has 10 exons. Gene Ontology annotation, molecular function: zinc ion binding; microtubule binding. Gene Ontology annotation, biological process: protein localization to microtubule. NCBI's taxonomy places the organism in Eukaryota, Metazoa, Chordata, Aves, Passeriformes, Cisticolidae. Bases 203 to 2266 code for a protein of 687 amino acids. The record is from RefSeq and is a predicted model, not a curated record.